Molecule: messenger RNA, 2709 nt
Organism: Camellia sinensis
Lineage: Eukaryota; Viridiplantae; Streptophyta; Magnoliopsida; Ericales; Theaceae
Product: inactive poly [ADP-ribose] polymerase RCD1
Molecular function (GO): NAD+ poly-ADP-ribosyltransferase activity
Source: RefSeq, a predicted model, not a curated record
CCAUCAUCCAAGAAAAAAAAGGGGGAAAAAAAAGAAAAAGAAAAAAAAAAAAAAGGAAAGGCGGUUCCAUGCUGGUUUUUGAUUGUUAGGCCGACCUAGGGUUUUGAAACACGACUGCAUCAGAAGAUUUGAGGAAAGAAAAGAAGGAAGACGAAGAAGAACAAGAACAAGAACAAGAACAAGGCCAAGGCUAAUCAUCUGUCGACUCUUCUCUCUCCCUCCCUCUCUUCGAUCCAGUUCAUUAGGUUGUGGGCACAAAUGAGUAAUGGUCUUGAUGGGCCGGAGACAUAAUGAUGAACCAAAGAUUGAUUUUGAAGAAAGUGAAAGUGGACAUGAAUGGGAUAAAAGGGAGAGGGACCGGUGCAAGUGUUGUGUGUUUUCCUUGCCAUGCUGUGCAAUUGGACAAUUUUCAUAUGUGAAAGUAUAGUCCUUUCAAAGAAGAAACAAAGGGUUUGCCAAUUGUCAUCAAUGGCUCGGUUUCUCUGAGAUAUUGCCAAGACUAAGUCGUAUAUUACUGUUAAAUUUGAACUUUUGGAUUUAUAUCUGUGGAUAGGGAUUGAUCCUGUGGGUAGAAAUGGAAAUGAAGUUCGCAAAGGUAUUGGAUAGUCGCCGUAGAGUUGUGGUUGACUUGAAGAGAAAGCGGGCAGCCCGAUGCGAAGCAUAUUUCACCAGCACAGCCCGCAACGUGUUAUCAAAGCGGGCCACCUUGAAUUCUUCCAUUCAUAAACUUGGCAAGCGGAAGAAAUUGGAUGGAUCCAAAAGCAAAUGUGGUUGCUGUGCUUCUCAAUUAAAAAAAUCUUUACUUCAAUAUUAUUCCAAUUUUAUACAAAGUGGGAUCCCGCAACGUUUGAUGUUUUAUCAGAAUGGCGAAUGGAGUGAUUUUCCUCAGGAUUUUGUUGGUUUGAUUAAGAAAGAUUUUCAGGUGAAGAAGGCAGUCACUGAGGUGGAGUUUAAUGGUCAUCCUGUUGUCCUAGAUUUUCUGCAUAUGAUGAGAUUGGACUUGAAGACGGGUUCACAGCAGCCUAUUUCUUGGAUUGAUGAAACAGGUAAAUGUUUCUUUCCAGAAAACUUUUCUGGCGAUGACGAACUCCAUGAGUGCUGCCGCCAUGACUUUGAGAAAGAUCAGGAGCAUCUGUUUUCAGAGCCUCAUGGCUACCAGGAUAUCAGGCUGCAGCUUGAGAUCGAAGUGAAUGGAUCAGAUUUUUCUAAAUUCAAGGAAUAUAGUGGAGAGUCAAAUGCGCUUGUUAAGCAAAUUCAAGUUGAUGAGAAUCCCACCAGUGACCAUUGCGAUGCAGAAGUUGAGGAUAGUUGUGUGAGAGCAUCUGAUACAAAAGUUGAUGCAGCCGUUGGGGGAAAUCAACAGAUAGAGAAAAACCUGGUUGCCAGUAUUGAUGCUAUACACGGAGCUAUGGAAUCUGACAUUGUAAGGAAAAUAUUUUUCAUGGGUAUGGGUUCAUCUUCUAUUGCAGACAUUGUUGACCUAUAUCAAGGCUCGAGUACUUUGAUGCAAGCUCAAUUGGAGCAGUUCCACAAGCAGGUUGAAAUCACCAAAAAAUAUCGUGGGGAUGCAAAUGUUCGAUAUGCUUGGCUUCCUUCUACUAAAGGAUUGCUGUCUAGUAUCAUGAAUUACGGGCUUGGGCAUUAUGGAACAUCUGAAAUUAAAACUGCAUAUGGCAUUGGUGUUCAUCUUUCACCUGCAAAUUGCACUAUUACCAGUGCAAGUUAUUGUGAUGUUGACGAAAAUGGGGUGCGACACAUGGUGUUUUGUCGUGUAAUAAUGGGAAACAUGGAGCUUGUUCAUGCAGGAUCUAAACAGUUCCAUCCCAGUAGUGAGCACUUUGAUAGUGGAGUUGAUGAUCUUCAAAAUCCAAGACAUUACAUAGUAUGGAAUAUGAAGAAGAAUGCUCAUAUUUACCCAGAAUACGCUGUUAGUUUCAAGGUGUCUUCUGAUGCUGAAGGUUUUCUGGUUAGAAAUGAGAACAACCUCGAUAUUUUGGGAGUCACUACUUGUUCUCCAGAGUCCCGGGUCCAGUUAUGGUUAGAUUCAUCUCCAGCUCAAUUAGGAUUUAAUUGCCAUCAGGUUCCCGUUGAGAGGCCUCAAGGGAAUGCUGUUAAUCUGGGUUUAAGCACUACAAAGAUUCCUAGGUCCCCUUGGAUGCCUUUCCCAAUGUUGUUUGCAGCCAUCUCAAACAAGGUCCCUCCGAAAGACAUGAAACUAGUUGAAACUAAUUAUGAGUUGUUCAGGAUGAAGAAGAUCACUCGGAAUGAUUUUGUUCAAAAGUUGAGGUUGAUAGUUGGAGAUAACGUGCUGAGGUCCACAAUAACCAAUCUUCAGCCUAAGGAAAACAACAAAACUCCAUUUGGAAAUGAUGGCAAGCAAGGCACUGUAAAGGUUGGAUUUGGCAUGGAUCAGGUAAUGUCAAAUUUCAAGAGUGAAUUGGUUGCACCUAAACAAGAGCUAGGAAGUUCAGAUGGCCUCUAAAUGACCACACACCUAUUGUUUUUUUUUUUGGGUGUGGUCUGUUAGGCUCUUUUAAGGACUGCGGAGUUUCAUAUAUUUGGUGACAACGUAUUUGAUGCUUUUGUGGUAUAAAUGUGUCAACAUGAACAUGUGAAUAUUUAGUUUAACUGUUGAAUAGCUUUAGGUUUGAAGUACUAUGUUAAACUCAUUGAAGUUUUCUUCUCUUAUUGAUUCCUGAUUUCAGUUUA